AUGGGGGAGCCCGGCAGAGCUGGGGGGUGCCUGGGUGUCCUGGAGCCCUCGGGGGUCUCGGAGCCUUUGGGGGUCUCGGAGCCCUCAGGGAUCCUGGAGCCCUCGGGGGUCCCACAGCCUUUGGGGGUCCUGGAGCCCUCAGGGGUCUCAGAACCUUUGGGGGUCCUGGAGCCCUCGGGGAUCCUGCAGCCCUCGGGGGUCUCGGAGCCUUUGGGGGUCCUGGAGCCCUCAGAGAUCCUGGAGCCCUCGGGGGUCUCAGAACCUUUGGGGGUCUCGGAGCCCUCAGGGAUCCUGGAGUCCUCAGGGGUCCCACAGCCUUUGGAGGUCCCGGAGCCCUCAGGGGUCCCGGAGCCCUCACAGGUCCCCGAUCCCCCGGGGGUCCUGCAGCCCUCGGAGGUCCCUGAUCCCCCGGGGGUCCUGCAGCCCUCGGAGGUCCCCGAUCCCCCGGGGGUCCUGCAGCCCACGCCACCCCCCGAGCUGCUGGAGGGGCUCCUGAGGCAGCGCUUCGGGCCCCUGCCCCGGCCGGCCGCCAUCGCCCGCCUGCGGCGCGGCCCCAGCGGGGCCUACGAGCCCACCGGGGACCCCAGCGAGGCGCUGGAGCGGCGGCAGGCGGCCAACGCCAAGGAGAGGGAGAGGAUCCGGAACCUCAACAGCGGCUUCUCUCAGCUGCGGAGCCUGGUGCCGCUGGUGCCGCGGGACCGCCGGCCCAGCAAGGCCGACACGCUGCGGGCAGCGGCCCAGUACAUCCGCCUGCUGCGGGGCGUGCUGCGGGACACGGGGGGACCCGGGGGGGUACCCCGAAAUGCGGGACACUGCCAGGUGGGUACCCCCAAAUGCGGGAUGCUGCCAGGUGGGUACCCCCAAAACCGGGACCCUGCCAGGCGGGUUGGAAUUAAUUUAAAAACAAACAAAAAUAUUAUUGAGGAUAAGCCCCAAAACUGACCAACAACCCCCCUAUAAUUUGGGGGCCUGGUGGGGAUUUUCCUGCUUGAGGUUUUUGAGGUUGGAAUUAAUUUAAUUAUUCAAUUGAUUAAUUAUGGGGGAUACUACUGGGGGGGGUGUUAUUACUGGGGGGCCACCCCCCAAUUCUAAUACAUUUUUUAAUUCCCCUUAUGCCAGGAACACAGCACUGAGCAGGAGUUGGGGGACGCUGGAGGGGUGUCCCUGGGGGGGCCACCUGAGAGCUGGCCUGGCAGAGCCCCCCCGUGCCCGUGGGGACCCCCCAAGCCCGGGGCGCUGCUGAAGAGUGAGGGCAUCGUGAGUGGGGGGCACCUGGAGAGGGUCAGAGCACCUUAGGGGGGUACCCGGGGGGAGAGAACACCUUGGGGGGCACCCUGGGAAUUUGGGGAACACCUGGAUGGAGGUGGAUCAGCUCGGGGGAGGCACCUGGGGGGGGGACAGAGCACCUUGAGGGACCCCCCCGGUGGUUUGGGGGCUCCUGGGUGGGGACAGAGCAGCCCUGGGGGGGUCACCCAGGGGGUCCGGGUUUGGGGGUGCAUCUGGGGAGUACCAACAUAAACAAGAGGGGCUCGAAAUCACCUUUUCCCCAAAAUAUUCCCAAGGUGAGAAAAACCUUUAUUUUUCUCCUUUUUUUAAGGUUUUUCCUGACAUCCCUAAAAAUCCGGGGGGCCCCGCCGGGGUCUCCCCAGAAAGCCAAGUUCAAGGCUCCAGUUCCCGUUUUUGGAGUCACGCUCCUGCCCUGGAGCACUGCACCCCCAAACUGGGGGAGCAGGGGGUCUGUCACCCCUGAAACGCAGAGGUCGGAGGGGGGACAGAGCUGUAAUUAAUUGCUUUAUUAAUUGUAAUUAGUAAUUAGCUGCUCCUCCCCCCCCAGGUACGUGCUUAUUAAGGAUCGUUAAUAUAAACCCGAUUAAUUGCACAAUAAAAAGGGACUGUCGGGGCGUCAGCGCUGGGUUUUGGGGGUCCCCCCUUGUUUGUUUGCAGGGCUGGAGU
This is a messenger RNA of Poecile atricapillus (Black-capped chickadee), 1953 nucleotides long. RefSeq names its product folliculogenesis specific bHLH transcription factor (gene FIGLA). Gene Ontology annotation, molecular function: DNA-binding transcription factor activity, RNA polymerase II-specific; protein dimerization activity; RNA polymerase II transcription regulatory region sequence-specific DNA binding. Lineage: Eukaryota; Metazoa; Chordata; Aves; Passeriformes; Paridae. Gene Ontology annotation, biological process: developmental process; regulation of transcription by RNA polymerase II. The record is from RefSeq and is a predicted model, not a curated record. Bases 1 to 942 code for a protein of 313 amino acids. The transcript has 2 exons.